AUGAACAUCUUCAAUAAAAAGAGUCAGACAUUCAAACCAAAAAAGAAUAUUCAAGAGGGAUCGAAGCAAUAUCAAUUGAAACAAUAUGCAGAGGCAACACUUGGCAGUGGAAAUCUGAGGUUGGCAGUCUCGUUGCCCGCCGGUGAAGAUCUCAAUGAGUGGCUGGCGGUCAAUACAGUGGAUUUCUUCAAUCAGAUCAAUAUGUUGUACGGUACGAUCACAGAGUUUUGCACACCGUCAGAGUGUCCGGUGAUGUCGGCCGGCAACAAAUAUGAAUAUCACUGGGCCGACGGAACCACCGUGAAGAAGGCCAUCAAGGUGUCGGCACCAGAGUACGUCGACUACCUGAUGACCUGGGUGCAAUCGCAGCUCGACGACGAAACUAUAUUCCCUUCAAAGAUCGGUGUCAUGUUCCCAAAGAACUUCCAAUCGAUCGUCAAGACCAUUUUCAAGCGUUUGUUCCGUGUCUACGCACACAUCUAUCACUCUCACUUCCAAAAGAUCGUCAACCUCGGUGAGGAAGCUCAUCUCAACACCUCUCUCAAACACUUUAUCUUUUUCAUUCAAGAGUUUAACUUGGUAGACAAGAAAGAAUUAGGUCCUCUAGCUGAAUUAAUAGAUACUUUAAUUAAGAAUUAA
Molecule: messenger RNA, 639 nt
Organism: Heterostelium album PN500
Lineage: Eukaryota; Evosea; Eumycetozoa; Acytosteliales; Acytosteliaceae
Gene: mobA
Product: Mob1/phocein family protein
Exons: 2
Coding region: 1-639 (212 amino acids)
Biological process (GO): positive regulation of protein phosphorylation; signal transduction
Cellular component (GO): nucleus; cytoplasm
Molecular function (GO): protein kinase activator activity
Source: RefSeq, a predicted model, not a curated record